Mya arenaria is the source of this 2959-nucleotide messenger RNA. RefSeq lists its product as uncharacterized. The record is from RefSeq and is a predicted model, not a curated record. Gene Ontology annotation, cellular component: membrane. The transcript has 5 exons. Lineage: Eukaryota; Metazoa; Mollusca; Bivalvia; Myida; Myidae. Bases 777 to 2384 code for a protein of 535 amino acids.
ACCUGGAUGUUGUAUCUUCAGUGCAUCUUACGAGAUUUACAAAAAAGCAAUAGUUGGGUUCAAAUACACUGGAGCAAUGUAAAAAAACGUGAGGGUAUCAAACUGUACAACUAUGAAAAGUGUUAUUGUUAAUACAUUGUGUAUAAUGCAUUCGUAUAAUUUUUAGUUUAAAAGUUUACAAUUCGUUAAAAAGGUUUUGGAUAUCUGGUAAUUGUUAUGACGAGAACAGUAGUAAUGGAAUAUUACAUUUUCAUGAAUGAUUAUCAUUCGAGAGAGUUAGACAUAUAAGAAAUGUUACACCUAUUUAAAAAAAUAAAAUUGCAACAUGGUUUUACAAGAAUGAGUACUAAUUGGGCUCAACGUAAAGGAUUGGAACCAUGUCAUUAAAAGAUGAAGUGAGUACAUUAAUGUUUUUUCAAUUUAUUUUGCUAAAAAAAUGCAAAGUUGUUAAGCGCUAAAAACAUCUUUGCGUGGAUAUGAUAUAAAUGCACAUGAAUUGCUAAUAAUGAAAAAAAAACGCAUUGACUGCAAACCAUAUAGAUUUAAUGUUUUUUUAAGGUAAAAUACUUGUUCACGAUUCAGUGAAACCUUAAUAAUGAAAUCAUAACCAAUCAGUAACAUAAUAAUAUAUUUGGCGGUUACAUUAAAAAUGUAAAAUUGAUGUAUGGAAUAUUACUAUUAAUCUACAAUGUAGAUAUGUCGAGGGAAAUUUAGUCAAAUUGGAGAAUUAUAAUGUUCAACCAAAGUGAAGCCUAAACAUGCGAGGGAUUUAAUUUAUGUGUUCUGCAAUGGGAGAUAUACGCGGAAUAGUUUCAAUUACAAUAGUGGUGUUUGUGGUAGCGGGAAGUUUGAUUCAAUUGACACUAUCAGAGCCAACAUCGCAAUGUGAGAUACAGGACGGAAAAUGUACUUACAAUAUAAAUUUAGCCCCUACGGGAUCAUGCCAAUCGACACUUUUACCUCCGAUGAAAGAAACUUUCAUCGAAUUCGGCAAGAAACCAGAGUCAAUCAACUACGUGAAUGAUGAAAAAAUGAGCCAAAUGCAACAAGACUUUAAUUCGGUGAAAUCAGACCAUGAAAAUAGAAUAAAAGAACUAGAGAGUUCCAUUCAAAAAGUCCUCAGAAACUCUAUACCUACAGUUCCCAUUGAAUACUCAGCCCAUCAUGUGACAUAUGAAACGCUUCCUUUGGAAAGAACUAGACAUGUGGAAAACAAUGACGUCAAAGAAGCGGACUCAGGUGACAACCUUCUUAUUUUCAGACUACAAAGUCAGUUUAAUAAAAUGCGAACCUCGCUUAGCCAAAAGACUGCAGAUUUACUGGAAGCAAGAAACAAACUAAAUGAGACUACAGAUCUGUUGACUGCUGCACAGCGGCAAGCACUUGAUUCCUCUACCAAUCUAGUCGAGUUUGAAACCAAAGCAACUGUAUUGGAACGCGAGACAAAUAUCCUGAAAAACAAACUAAAAGACAAAACAGAACGACUAGAGUAUGCCACUGAACGAUUAAACACGUCAGAAACAAAGCUAAUAAAUGUAGAGAAUAGAUUAUACGAUGUAGUACGCUCGGAAGGGACGUUAAAAGAAGAGCUAGAAACACUAAAAAUAGUGUUAAAUAAAACUCAGACGGAACUGAACGCCCUCAAAGAAGCCCAUGAGAACUUAAACAUUAAAUACAAGAAGACAAGGAACACGCUGGCCAGAAGGGAGGAGGAACUUAUGGAAUGUCAUUCAGCAAAAACAGCGACGUUCUGUGGGUUUGAGGAUCCUGAGCUGUGCGGUUUCACUCAGGUGAACGGAACUGACGACUUUGACUGGGGGGUGGUCCAGGGUAGCACACCAUCGUCACGCACAGGGCCAGAAAACGAUCACACUUGUAAAUCAAGCCAUGGCCAUUACCUAUACAUCGAGGCGAGUGGCCGUUCUAAGGGGAACAUAGCUCGCCUGAAGUCGCCCAAAUACCGCGGUCUGGAGCCUCAGUGUGUCGAGUUCUUCUAUCAUAUGUACGGGCGACAAACAGGGACUCUCACAGUCUACAGCAAGUUACUGACGAGUGACGAGCUGAUUGCUGUGUGGCGGGUAUUUGGUAACCAAGGCAACCUGUGGAUCAAAGCCAGCAUUUCUGUAUCCGAGGAGACCGCUCGUUCGGGUUACCAGCUAAUACUUGAGGGCAUUACAGAGUUAGGUUAUGAAGGUGAUAUUUCUAUAGACGACUUCCGGAUACGUGACGGAAUUUGCGCGGCGGAUGCCGCCUCCCUGGAACCCACACGGUCGCCCCUCACUGACAACGACAGAUCCACCAUUCUACGUGACCAGAUUGAACGUUACCGGAAGAUACUUAAACGUCGUCAACGCAUGCGACAAAAAUCUCAAGAAGUCUCAUAAGUUUUAAACCAGUAUAGUUUCAGUGUAUAUAACAUCAUGUUGUUAGUGUCGAAUUGUUUUCCAAAGAAUAAGUUCGAGUAUAUGAAGCUAUUUCAAUUACGACAUUAUAUGUAACUGUCAUUUGUGUUAUUUGUAAAGUGUUAAGACUUAUAUUGUUGUAAAUUAAACAAUUUGAUUAAUGUUAAAGCAAUUUUCACACAAUUUUUUUAUUGGUGAAAGAUACGUUUCCCAUGAUAUUCAUGAGUAAAUGCUAAACUCUUUUCAACAGGCAUUUUAAACGCAUGCAAUUGGUCUUUUCUGUUUUACAUAAAUCCAGUUGUCAAAAUCAUCAAGACAACUUACUCGACACUGGUUGGCAUACAACCAUUACGAGACAAGGAGGGAUGGCAUCAAUAAACAAUAGAAAUUUGGUGUUUUAUCUAACACAUCAGACAAGCAAGCUCUGACAUGUGCCAGUCGGAGCGAGAUUUCAUUUUAGGUCAGGAUAACAUGUUAUAUUUAGACUGUUGAAAUGCAUGUUUAAUUGAUUUAAUUAUUAUUGAACUAUUGUGUGUCUAUUAAAUCGUUAUAAUGUU